AUGCCAGGAAUCGGGGGAAUAGAAGGGAUCCUGGGAAUAGGUGGGAUAGAAGGGAUCUUGGGGAUUGGUGGAAUGGAAGGAAUGGUGGGAAUUGAAGGCAUUGGAGGAAUGGAGGGUAGGGAUGAUGGCAGUGUGGGGAUGGUGGGGAAGGGGAAGCGGAAGAAAGGGAGGCGAGGGAUGGCGGAGCCGCCUCCUGUUGUAGGAGUACCACUCUGCAGCAAGUGGCGAGCUGCAAGUGCCACUUCAGUAUUGAAAAGGCACAAGGAAGCGAACAUGGCGAAGGAGAGGAAAACUGUGUUGGCCAUGGCUGUACUGCGAUAG
This is a messenger RNA of Nymphaea colorata (pocket water lily), 321 nucleotides long. RefSeq lists its product as uncharacterized. Bases 1 to 321 code for a protein of 106 amino acids. The record is from RefSeq and is a predicted model, not a curated record. The transcript has a single exon. NCBI's taxonomy places the organism in Eukaryota, Viridiplantae, Streptophyta, Magnoliopsida, Nymphaeales, Nymphaeaceae.